CUGUAGGCUGGGGCGGCUGCCCCAGCCGGGGCUGCUCUGCCGCUCAGUUCUCCUCCGCCCCCUCCUUCGCGGAAUAGCCCUCGUCACCGCCGCCUUCUGCAGGGAGAGAGGAACGGAAGAGGCGCGCCUCCUCUUUUCCCUCCACGACGACAACAACAGCAGCCGCAGCAGCAGCAGCAGGCGCCCUCCCGGAGGGAGCGAGGAGCCCUGGGUGAGGGGCGACGGAGGCGAGGCUUGCUCUCCCGCCGGGGGCGCUGUCUUGUCCGGCGUGCGAAGCGGAGGGGAUGUGCGAAAGAGAAAGGAGAAAAGGCGUGUGAGUGAGUAGACCUUAGCGUGGACGUGCGGACGAGCUUUCGUUCCUUUGGGGCGGCUGAAUCCAAAGAUGUUUCCAGAUGAAGAAGAACAAAUAACACAAGCCAUGGAAGAGAUAGUAAAGGAUUUUGACAAAGGCCCGCAAGAAAGUAUUUCGGAUUUUGUGGAUUUGAGUGGUAGUUGCCAACAAUCUUUUGAAGAGGUUUCUGUCAACCAACUCUCUAUGCAUCUUCCACUUGAUCCUCCCACCACAGAAUUUUCAUCGCAGACAUUUCAUUCUCCCACUGUACCUUUAGAAGAGGAUAGUGUAUUAUUCAACAAACUGUUAUAUCUUGGAUGUAUGAAAGUUUCUGCUCCUCGCAAUGAAGCAGAGGCCUUGUGUGCCAUGGCAACUUUGAAAAACUCAAGUCAUUCGCCAUCUCCUGUAACUCUCUAUGUACCAAAUAUUCCAGAUGGUUCUGUUAGAAUAAUAGAUCAGUCCAGCCAUACAGAAAUUGCUUCUUUCCCAAUCUACAAAGUGUUGUUCUGUGUCCGUGGCCAAAAUGAGACUUUGGAAUAUGACUGCUUUGCGUUUACAGAGAGUUACUCUGGCACUGAUGAGUUUCAAAUUCAUGUCUUCUCUUGUGAAAUUAAAGAGGCAGUCAGCCGAAUUUUGUAUAGUUUCUUAACAGCGUUCAAACGUUCCUCCAAACAGGCAUCAGAUAAUGUCAAGGAUACUAUUGUUUCAAGUCCUGACAGUGAUAUAUUCAUGUUCACUGUUUCUUUAGAGGUCAAAGAAGAUGAUGGUAAAGGAAAUUUCAGUCCAGUACCAAAAGACAGAGAGAAAUUUUACUUCAAACUAAAGCAAGGCUUUGAGAAGAAGGUUGUGAUCACUAUACAGCAGAUUUCCAACAAAGAAUUAGCCAUUGAAAGGUGCUUCGGGAUGCUGCUAAGUCAAGGUCGAAAUGUCAAAAACAGUGACAUGCACUUACUGGAUAUGGAGUCCAUGGGGAAAAGUUCUGACGGUAAAGCUUACGUAAUAACUGGUCUUUGGAAUCCUAACAUACCUAUCUUUUUAGUCUUAAAUGAAGAAACUCCUAAGGAUAAGCGUGUAUACAUGACUGUGGCAGUAGAUAUGGUAGUCACAGAAGUGGUAGAGCCAGUUCGUUUUCUGUUAGAGACACUUGUGCGUGUGUAUCCAGCCAAUGAACGCUUCUGGUACUUCAGCAGGAAAACUUACACAAAAACAUUCUAUAUGAAAUUAAAACAGUGUGAAGGGAAAGGCAGUACAAAUGCUGGAGAUGCGAUCUAUGAAGUCUUGAGUCUGCAUUGCAGUUCUGAAAAAGAGGAAGAAGCAAUUAGUCCACUAAGCUUUGCUGAUCAGAUUUCUUUGCAAGAGGAUGAUGCUGAAGAGGGGAGCGAUAAUGAACUCUCAAGCGGUACCGGUGAUGUAUCAAAAGAUUGCCCAGAGAAGAUCUUGUAUUCUUGGGGAGAGUUGUUGGGACGAUGGCAUAACAAUCUUGAAGUGCGACCAAAAGGUCUAUCUGCAUUGGUGAAAAGGGGUGUUCCAGAGGCUUUGAGAGCUGAGGUGUGGCAAUUACUAGCAGGAUGCCAUGAUAAUCAGGCAAUGUUGGAUAAAUACAGAAUUCUUAUCACAAAGGAGUCUUCCCAGGAGAGUGUCAUUACACGAGAUAUUCAUCGUACAUUUCCAGCACAUGAAUAUUUUAAAGAUACUGGAGGAGAUGGACAGGAUUCUUUAUAUAAGAUUUGUAAGGCAUAUUCAGUGUACGAUGAAGAAAUUGGUUAUUGUCAGGGUCAUUCCUUUCUUGUUGCUGUUCUUCUUCUGCAUAUGCCUGAAGAACAAGCUUUUUGUGUCCUAGUGAAGAUCAUGUAUGACUAUGGCCUGCGGGACCUCUAUAAAAACAAUUUGGAAGGUUUGCGGAGAAAAUUUUACCAGCUGGAGAAACUUACGCAGGAGCAGCUGCCUGAUCUGUAUAACCAUUUUGUGGAACAGAAUCUUGAAGCUCAUAUGUAUGCCUCCCAGUGGUUUCUCACCCUCUUCACUGCCAAGUUUCCACUUUGUAUGGUCUUCCACAUAAUUGAUUUACUGCUUUGUGAGGUAAAAUCACCUCCUAUCUCUAAAGAAGCUUGCUUUGCAUGAAAUGA
Python bivittatus (Burmese python) is the source of this 2457-nucleotide messenger RNA. Lineage: Eukaryota; Metazoa; Chordata; Lepidosauria; Squamata; Pythonidae. The record is from RefSeq and is a predicted model, not a curated record.